Alternaria conjuncta is the source of this 603-nucleotide messenger RNA. RefSeq lists its product as uncharacterized. NCBI's taxonomy places the organism in Eukaryota, Fungi, Ascomycota, Dothideomycetes, Pleosporales, Pleosporaceae. The record is from RefSeq and is a predicted model, not a curated record. The transcript has 2 exons. Bases 1 to 603 code for a protein of 200 amino acids.
AUGUCGACAUCCACAGAUCCGACUGUACCGCUCCCGACCGAGACAGAGAAAGACCGCAAGGACAGGGACGAUGAUGACGACGACGACUCUUCGCAAACCUCUCUUCCUUCUUCAACCUCGACGCAAGCCUCUGCUUCAGCGCCCGCAGUUUUAGAAUCUGGAAAUGGCGGUCUGGGCGUUGGCGCGAGCGCUGGUAUCGGCGCAGCAGUCGCCGUUGCUGUCAUACUACUUCUACUGGGCGGCUGGUUUUGCGUGCGUCGAAGACGAGCUGGAAUACGCCGGAAGAGCACCCUGUCACAAAGUUCGUACGACUUGGAGAAUGCGACGAAGGGGAGCGAAUGUGGAGCCCUCGGGCCAGCGGAGAUGGAGGCUGGGUGUAAUAGCGAGAAGAGCGCUUCUGAACUCGCCAGUCCUGUUGUUCCCGUGGAGGCCGUUGGCGAUCGUCGACUCUUUGCUGCAGAAUUACCAGGUUCCGAAGUCCUUCCAAACGACGAAAAGAAAGGCACUGGGGAGCGGCUCUUCCCGGACUCGCCAAUCGAUGGCGAAGACGACCGGUACCACGUCGAUUCGAAGAGUAUCGAGGAUAAGCAAGCGUCGUGUUGA